UGGUGCCUGUGCCAAUGCUGUAGGAGUAUGCCGACUUCUAGAGAGAGAGUCUGUUGUGGGAAUGGGCCCACAAACUGUUUGUCAUUAAUUCCGGAAAUGAGUGAAAUUGUAAUACAUCAAGGUGUACUGCGUGUUGCGGAUACUUACAGGCGGUCAGUUUUCGGAAUACCUGCGGAAACUGAUGAAAACCGGCGAUACAGACAUGCUUCAUAUCGGCAGUUUACAGUCUGGCGUUACGGACGACUGGGAAGCAGAGUUCGUAGAGUAAUUCCAAGUUGCUGUGUGUGGCGAAUUCGUGACCGUUAUCCGGAUGCAUUAGAACAGUAUACUGGUUUUCUACCACAUCGGAGGGGGGGGUUUGACUGUUAAUAUAAUUUCUAGUGUCAUUUAGUACUACCAUAGCAAACAAGCUGGUCUGCAGUGUGAUUUUUGUUUAACAAUA
Molecule: messenger RNA, 442 nt
Organism: Protopterus annectens (West African lungfish)
Lineage: Eukaryota; Metazoa; Chordata; Ceratodontiformes; Protopteridae
Product: P2X purinoceptor 7-like
Exons: 2
Coding region: 28-369 (113 amino acids)
Source: RefSeq, a predicted model, not a curated record